Molecule: messenger RNA, 894 nt
Organism: Lindgomyces ingoldianus
Lineage: Eukaryota; Fungi; Ascomycota; Dothideomycetes; Pleosporales; Lindgomycetaceae
Exons: 2
Coding region: 1-894 (297 amino acids)
Biological process (GO): regulation of DNA-templated transcription
Molecular function (GO): zinc ion binding; DNA-binding transcription factor activity, RNA polymerase II-specific
Source: RefSeq, a predicted model, not a curated record
AUGCAGGAAAAGAAGAAGCGAACUAGGGCUAGUCAUCCCAAAGUGCGGACAGGAUGCCAUACCUGCAAGGCUCGACGAGUCAAAUGCGAUGAGCAAAGACCUGCUUGUCAAAAAUGUUUAAGUACUGGUCGAAAGUGCGAAGGGUACAAGAACAGUCACGAAUGGGUCGUUAUUGUUGCCCCUCCAGCCCCGAUAACAGAUGUAUUCGAGGAUGAUCGAAGUCGACGCCAUUUUGAUUACUUUCGGUCCAUGGCUGUUUACGAGCUGUCCUGGUUUUUCGAGGGAGGCUUCUGGGGAACGUUAGUCUUAAACGAAGCUCAUUCAUCGGCAGCAGUCCGCCAUGCCGUCAUUGCGCUAGCUUGCUCUCACGAGGAUUUUAAAGAUAGUUUGACGGUUGCAGCAAAGGCACCACAGUAUGCAUACGCUGCUCAGCAUUACAGCAAAGCGAUCCGCAACCUCAUCAAAGAAACUUCAAACGAUGCCCAGGAUUCGCGGAUGCGCGCUCUAAUCUGCGGCCUACUAUUCAUAUCUAUUGAGAUAUUACGAGGGAACAACAUUGCGGCAUUGAACCACCUGGAUGGAUGUCUAAAAAUAGUUAGGGAAGCGCAAGCAAAGAUGGGCCAGUCUUUGACACCAGGAAGUCCGAGCCCUUGGAAGAAGAUACAGUCCGAGCCAGAGAUUCGAUUAUCAGAGGAGAUCAUUCCCAUGUUCGCUCGCCUUGACAUACAAGCUUCCUUGGUAUUGGGGCGGAAACCCUCCAGCGAACGCUUGGUGCCAAUCGUGUGGCAUCCUUCAAAGCAUAUCCAAAUCGACGAGCCUGAACUCUUUAGCUUUGCAUCGAUCCUUGAUGCCUGUAAUUCACUGCUAUUGAUGGCGAAUCGCAUUCACCAGUAA